AUGGAAGCAUUAUCGAACUAUCUUAAAAAGAUUAUUUCAGAUGAAAGUAUGGCUGACUACAUAUGCGAAGUAGCUGAUUCAUCAGAGACUGUCGAUGAAUUUAGUGAAAUUGCUGCACCAAUUUUGUCAGAAUGCUUAAUUGACCAAAAAGACGAAGACGAAAUCCAAAAACUUUGCGUCAAGUUGUUUAAUAUGAAAGAAGAUACACAAGAAAAUCAAGAACAAGAAGAAUUAGAGAAGCCAGUUGUACUUUCGAAUUUAAUGAACAAACAAGUUAAAGAAAUGACAUUAACCCAAUCUAUAUCGAAAAUGUCAGGCCCACUCGAGGCAGCCAAGAUGCCAGAACUUAAUAUUGAAUCAGAUGCAAAAUCAAUCGAAAGAGCAAGGCGAAAAGAAGAGAAAAGAAAGCAAAAUUACCAACAAGACAGACUUGAUUACAUGGAAUUUGAGAAGUCUCAGUUCAAAGAAGGCACAACUUUCAGACGUCCUCUUAAUCAUCACCCACACGACAUUAUUUUACGCGAAAUCAACAUAUCAGCAGGACCUAUGAGUCUUAUCGAAGACGCAGAGAUGCUUCUUUCGCCUGGAAAUCGUUACGGUCUUGUUGGUCGCAAUGGUAUGGGAAAAACAACAUUAAUGAAGCAUAUGAACUCGAAUUUACUCAAAGGUAUAUCAGACGAUAUGCUUAUUAUCCAUGUCGAACAAGAAGCUCCAAUUUCAGAAAAAUCUGUUAUUGACGCCGUUUUAGAAUGCGAUAUCGAAAGAAUCGAGUUACUAGAGAAACUACAUAAGCUUGAGCAAGACCAUUCAGGCACAAUCGAUGAACUUUCCGCAAUACAAGAUCGACUCAAUGCAAUUGGCUCGAAUUCCGCUUACGCCAAGGCCCAUUCCAUCCUUGUAUCCUUAGGAUUCUCUCCGGAACAGAUUCAAGGCCCUCUUUCCCUUUGUUCCGGUGGUUUUCGAAUGAGAGUUUCUUUGGCCCAAGCAUUAUACAUCGGUCCAGACGUUUUGAUGCUUGAUGAGCCAACAGGACACCUUGACGCACCAUCCGUUUGCUGGUUGGAAGAGUAUCUGACCACACAAUGCAAAGAUCAGAUUUUAUUAACGAUAUCUCAUGACAGAGUCUUCCUUGAUAACGUUUGCACGCACAUUAUCCAUCUAAAAGACAAGAAACUCACUACAUACCGUGGAAAUUACUCGAGUUUCAAGACACAAUUUGAUAAUAAAGUCGAAGAACUCGAAAGAAAGCACGCGAACCAACAAGCGGCCAUUGAACAAAAAGAAGACUUCGUAAGAAGACUCAGAUACAAGGCGUGGGCCGCUGCUCAAGCACAAGGACGUUUAAAGUUAAUUCAGAAGAUGCAGGAAGAACAAGUCGAGUUAAUCGAAAAGGAUCCACCUGUAUUCUUCAAAUUUGAGCUUACUACUGAAGCUGCUCAAGAUACAAUCGUUACUUGUGAAAACGUCAAAUUUUCUUAUCCUGGAAAGCCAAUUUUCGAUGAUUUGAGUAUCGAAAUAAAGAAGAACUCCAGAAUAAUCAUUAUCGGUGCAAACGGAUCCGGAAAAUCCACUUUUAUUAAGAUAUUAACCGGAGAAAAUAAAAUUCAAGAUGGAUUCUUCCAAACGAUCUCGAAUUUGAGGAUCGGAUACUUCUCACAGCACCACAUAGACCAAAUGGACUACAACGAUACACCUCUACAGUUCAUGGUCAACAGACAUAAAGAAUUUAAAGUUGACGCAUUAAGAGGAAAACUCGGAGAGUUCGGUAUCGGUAGUGACGUUGCUUUAAGACCAAUUUCAUCCCUUUCUGGUGGCCAGAAAACCAAAGUUGUAUUGGCUUCAAUCGCAAUUAUAAAUCCACACCUUAUUAUCAUGGAUGAAGUCACAAAUAACUUGGAUAUGGACUCAAUCGAAGCCCUUGGUCAGGCUUUGGGUGAAUAUAAAGGUGCAAUUAUCGCUAUUACUCACGACCAACAUUUCGCUGAACUGAUCAAUGGCGAAAUAUAUGUCUGUGAGAAUAUGGAUUUGAAGAAGUUCCCUGGAACUUUCGCAGAUUUCAGAUCAAAGAUCAAAUCUCAAAUCAAAGCAGAAUUCCUCAAAUCUAUUCAACAUUAA
Messenger RNA from Trichomonas vaginalis G3, 2115 nucleotides. Its product is annotated as ATP-binding transport protein-related, ribosomal subunit binding family. Lineage: Eukaryota; Parabasalia; Trichomonadida; Trichomonadidae. Bases 1 to 2115 code for a protein of 704 amino acids. The record is from RefSeq and is a predicted model, not a curated record. Gene Ontology annotation, molecular function: ATP binding; ATP hydrolysis activity. The transcript has a single exon.